Motacilla alba alba is the source of this 4711-nucleotide messenger RNA. RefSeq names its product protection of telomeres 1 (gene POT1). The record is from RefSeq and is a predicted model, not a curated record. The transcript is spliced from 21 exons. Gene Ontology annotation, cellular component: chromosome, telomeric region; nuclear telomere cap complex. Gene Ontology annotation, biological process: regulation of telomere maintenance via telomerase; telomere capping. Bases 570 to 2909 code for a protein of 779 amino acids. Gene Ontology annotation, molecular function: telomerase inhibitor activity; G-rich strand telomeric DNA binding. Lineage: Eukaryota; Metazoa; Chordata; Aves; Passeriformes; Motacillidae.
AGGCGGGACAGGGACAGGGACAGGGACUGGGGCUGGGAUAGGGGUAGGGACAGGGACAGACACAGACACGGGGACAAACGGGGUGGGCGGCACACGGGGACCGGCGGGUCUGCGGGCUCGGCUUUGCUUCCCUCCGGCCCGGCUUUGCUGCCCUCCGGCCCGCAGCUGCCCUGUGCACAGGCUCUGCUCCGGGAACGCAGUCCCCGCUCCGUGCUCCACGGGUUUAGAAGUUUCUUUCCGGGCACUGAGUAAACGCUGUUGAUAAUUGUGUUGAUGGUCUUGGUUCUAAAGGUCUCGGCUUCUUUUAGCUGGUGGAUUGACUUUCUGAAGCGAUUGGUUCACACCGUGUGAAGUGUGGGAUCUGCAGAGUAGCGCUCUCCUCCUGAGGCCGCUGCUUUGCAGUGCAUUGCUGCUUUGUGGAGCUGAAGUACUGUUGAGAUAAUAAUGGCUGUGUAAGAAUCCCUUUUCCACAGGGGCUUCAGGUAUCUGCCAGUGUGACUGACCACAUCAAUAAGAUGGUGGUGCUCUUGGCUAUUCUUCAUUCUUCAUGAGACUUUGAUAAAACAGCUAUGCCUGUUCAAUUGCUGAAGAUCACUGAAGGACAAUCUGAGACUCCACUACCAAGCCAUUUGCAGAAGGAGGAUUUAAAACAUUUGCAAGAAGGGUGUGAUCAUACCAACAAAUACAUUCAGGGAAUAGUUACUCUUUCCUACCCAUUAACAAAACUCAGAGAUGGAACAGACUUUUUCAAGAUUGUUAUUCAAGAUUCGGAUAACUUGUGUUCCCGGAUCAACAGCAUCAAUGUUUUAAUAUAUGGAAAAAUGGCAGAGGAUUGUGCAAAAAUUAUACACCAUGGGGAAACCUUCAUAGCUGCAGGAUUCAAGGUGAUAAAAUUGCCUGCAGAGAGAGAGCAUGCUAGACAUGAUUGUCACCUGGAAGUGUCUGAAGAAGCUGGAUCAACCAUUUAUAUUUGGCCUAAACCAGGAACAACUGCUGCUUCAGAAACUGCAUCUAUGUCUGUUGCUCCAAAAUAUGUGUAUACACCCCUGAAUCAUCUUAAAGAUGGAACUGUAGUGAACUUGUAUGGUGUUGUGAAAUUCUUCAAGCCUCCAUAUAUUAGCAAAGGAACUGAUUAUUGCUCAAUUGUGACACUUGUGGACCCAUCAAAUGUGAAGUUAACAUGCAGUCUUUUUAGUGGAAACUUAGAUUCUCUACCAAAAAUUUACAAAGUUGGAGAUAUUGUUCGAUUUCAUAGAAUAAAGAUCAGGGAAUACAAUGGACAGAUGCAGGGAAUUACCAGUGGGGGAUUUGCAUCCUUAACAUUUGAUGGAACUGUAGGAGCUCCAGUAGUUCCUCAAACUUCUAGCAGAGUGUACACUUUCAUGGAUGAAGAACAGAAAACAAUAGAAGAAUUACGUAUUUGGGCAGCCAGCAAUAUUUCCAUCUCUGGACCAGCAACAAAAUUGUCUGAUGUUCAGCCAAUGCUGUUCUUUGAUCUCACUUGCCAGCUGGUAGGAAAAGCAAAAGUGGAUGGAUCUUCUUUUCUUCUAAAGGUUUGGGAUGGCACUAAAUGUCCUUACCCCACAUGGAAGGUGCCUGUGGAAGCAAAAGACCUGGAAGGAGAAAAAGCUCUUCUUCAUCAGCUGAGAAAUCUAGCAGUGGACAUUCUGGUCUAUGAUAAUCAUGUACAACUGGCAGAAUCACUUAAGAUUGGAAGUUUUCUGAGAAUUUACAGUAUUCAUGCGAAACAAGCAAGUGCUGACAAUGAAGAUGUCUCACAUAUGGAAUUUCAUCUUCAUGGUGGCACCUGUUAUGGUCGAGGAAUAGGAGUCUUGCCAGAAAGUAACCCAGAUGUUAAGGAACUAAAAGAAUUCUUAGAAUCUGUUACUCUGACAGAGAGUCAGAAUAUGGAAAGCGUGUGUUCAAUGGACAUAGACAGCACUUUUGGCAAUGUUACAGAUCUUGAAUUGCACUUACAGAGAUGUCAGCAGUUAUCUGUUACAGUAUUAACAGAUCAUCAGGAUUUGAGUAACACAGAACUGAAAACCAUAACAAACAGCACAGCUCCUCAACAGUAUCGCAUUAGAGCAAAGCUGAGAACUUACAAACCCCAAAAGCUCCAUCAGUCUGUUAAACUUCAUUGCCCCAAAUGCAACUCUUUGCAAGAAGUUCCAGAUAGAGAUGACUUUGACUUCAUUUUACGUGGCUCUGCCAGUACUGCUCCAAACCCGGAAUUACACAAUACGUCGUGGUAUGAAUCUGUAACAUGGACUACACAAGAGCAGAAACAGAGGGAAAUAGCCAUCCAUUUUGUGAAGCAUGAUGAAAUGCUUCAGCAUCCUGAAGACACCCUGAUUAUGAUAGAAGGUGGAACACUAAAAGAAAUCUGGAAGCUUACAAAAAGAUUCAAGUGUGUUAUUCCUGUGAGAUCCACAGAAGAUGAUCUUGAAUUACUAGAUCUUUCAGCUCCUUUUCUUCUAAAAGGGAAUAUAAAAUAUUAUGGGUGCAAGCAGUGUUCAACUCCAAAGCCCAUGAAGAAUCUAAGUUCCAUUGCAGCAGAACAGCAACCAUCAUGGGAACCAGCUGAAAUAGCACAAGUUUUAGGUAUUGAACUGCUCCAGUAUGUUUUUAUUAUGAAGUUUACACUGGUUGAUGAAACAGGAUCACUAAAUGCAUACCUUUUUGAUUAUGAGAAGUUUUUCCAAAUUCCUGCUUCUGAAAUCUUAACUAAUAAUCUUCUUCAGCAAAAGAUGCAGAUGACCAUGAAUGCACUCUGUCCUCCAGGAAGAAAAUUAGGUGACUUGCCGUGGCUGGAAUGCUUCAUCAAGUCCUAUAAUGUCAGAGAUGCAAUGAAAAAUCAAGUUUAUUACCAAAUUUUUGACACCACAGUUGCUGAAGAUGUUGUAUAGUCAUGUGUUGCUAAUUGGAAGUAAUCCAGUAAGAAUCAGUUUCUGUGGGGGGCUGGGAUCAGAGACUGUAUUAAAAAAAUUAUCUUUGUUCUGUUCUUAGGAAUUCAACUUUUUUAUGAAUUUUUAGUUUAUGUAUGAAUGGGAAUGGAAAUUAUACUUUGAUAUGUUUGCUAUUUUCCUGGCACACAACUUUGUGAUCUAAGGGCAAGUGGAGCUUUUCACUGGAAGCUGCUUGGCUGAGGUUGAUGGAAGCAAUCUACUUUCCAUCUAUCCUUCAAAAAGGCAGUGAUGAGGUUACUCUUAAUUUGUGAAUUUUACUCAGAAAAAUGUAGUCAGGAUGAUGCUGUGUGUUCAUUUUUGUAUUAAAUUACAUCCACAGAGGCAGAGAUACAGAGCUCUUUUGUAAACUCAGACUACUUUGUGCAAGCCAGUAUUACUGUUCUGUUUGGUGGGGAGGUUGGUUUUUAGAGACUUCUUUGAUUUUGUACUGAUAUGUACAUUUAGACAAACUCCUCCUGUUAGUAGCACUCAGGUAACUGCUACAUGUACCAGUCACUCUAGAUUGUGAUGGUGACCAUGUAGUGAUUAUCAAUAAAAUUAAAGUCAACCAUGAAAGUAAGGUAAAAUUGUAAAGUGAAUAUUGAAUUUGGUAGAUGGUAAUGAUUCUGGGGUGGCCUUGUUGGGUACCAAAGUUUGUUAACAUGUUUGUUAGCUGGGUCUGUAUUUUCAAAGGCUUGAUCUGCCUUUUCCAUCUUACAUAAUCAGAUUGUGUGCCUAAAUUGGGAGAUACAGAACUGAUCUAGUGCUAUCAUAGACUGAAAAUUCUGCUGGACUAGAAAACUAUGUGAUGGUUUUACUUGGCAUUCAGAAGUCUCUAGGGACAAGCUCAAGACAUGUUUCUCUAAGGAUAAUUAAUGUAGAAAUCCCUGUCAAAUCAAAUGCUUUCCAUCAGAGCAAAAUUACUUAGUAUUUACAGCAGCUGUUUUUAAAGAAUUUCAGAAGCAAGAUGCAAUAUUUGUAAGUAGAUUAUUAUUUUUAUAGUAGAUGACAUUUUAUUUUUUUCAUUUUUGAGGGCUGUUUAAUAGAGUAUGCAAUUUGUCUUAAAAUUUCAUCAUAUAUCCUCCGGUAAUUUUCUUGUACUGUAAAAAUUACACUGAGUUUAUAUGUCAUAACCCAGGAUAUUAUUCUUUAUUGAUCUGUGUAUGGGGACAACCAAUAUUAAAAGUGCUGAGUGCAUGUUUCCUUUAAAAAUUUCUAAAAAAUAAAAAUAUUUCGGAAUUGAACCAGCAGUUUAUCAGAGUCUACUGACUUCAGAAUGUUUUCUUGAAUUUUUGCAUAAAUGCAUCAACAGAAAGUAAUUACAACAAAUGAAUAUUAUUUAGACACUGUCCAUACCCAAAUGUUUUCACAAGUUAGAAGUUAAAGUGAAGGGAGUCUUCUUUGCUUUAUUUUUAUAUAGGGUGUGAAAAUGUGAAUUUCUAUUUUUAGAUUUGUGUUAAUAACUGUGAAAGAUAUUGAUAUUGUACAUUUUUUCUAGACACAUCUUCAUAAAGGAAUAAAUAAAAAGACGUUUUGAACUUCAGUGUAAAAUAAAUCAUGUUGAUCACAUGCCUUGUCUGAGAUCCCUGCCUAAAAACUCUACAUAAGCAUGACAUUAUUUUUUUACUAUUUAAUAUUGUGUUAAAAUGUUUAAUAAAGUUUUCUCCAAAUAAUGAGGUUUUUCUUGUAUUUGACUUUCAUUUCAAUUUCAUAACUGUGAAAACUUUGUCAUCAGUAGCCUUCAUCCAACAUAAUGCUCCAAA